Molecule: messenger RNA, 3052 nt
Organism: Schistosoma curassoni
Lineage: Eukaryota; Metazoa; Platyhelminthes; Trematoda; Strigeidida; Schistosomatidae
Source: the annotation of a GenBank genome assembly
GGCAGUUUCAUUGCUUGUGUUAACCAUGAUAUGAACGGCAAUGUUAUGGCCUCGAAUAUGUCUUCAAACCCACUCCAUCUGUAUUCAAUCAACCUAUCUAAAUGACUGACCAAUUUUUUGAGGUAGCACAGUCUCUCUUUGCUGGAAUGUUGGAUUAGAAAGAACAGCCUUCAGAUGGAUGAACGCUUUACUACGGCGUUGUCUAUAUGGAUCCAUAAACCCCAGGUUGUACAUAAAGAUGUAUUUGCUUCAUCCAUUGUAUCCGAAACUGAUGAAUCCUGCGUAAGAUUUAUCUAUCCGAAGCUCCGUACUGGGAUCAGUGAAUUCACUGAAGUUUGUUCCAAAGGAUCAGCUUAUAAGUUUUCAUCGAUCUCCAUAACUUACAUUAUCGAGGAAACAAAUGGUCGCAUUCAAGUUUCCGUCUUGGAUGAGUCUUCUGGGUUUCUCCAGAGUUCUUGGCUGAAAGACGUCCUUGAACAGAAGCUUAAUCUUUGGUAUUCUUGUGAUGCAAAAGUUAAUAUUCCUUCCCUCUCACUAAUUGAUUGCCGUUUAUAUCAAUUGCAAUACGAACGCUUGAAAAAUACCUAUGGACCUACUCUAGUUAAGAACUGGUCGGAGAAAACAGACCCAAUGAAAUUCGUGUAUGAAGAUAUUGGCAUAGCUUGCUACCUUAUAUGUUUAUGGAAAAAUGAACCUGUUAAUUUCGUCGAUCUUGGUUGUGGAAACGGAUUGUUGACGUACAUACUUUCGUCGGAAGGAUUCACUGGCAUAGGAGUAGAUGUACGUAGAAGGCACAUUUGGAAGUCUUAUCCACUAAGUGUACAACAACGUUUAAAGGAAAUUUCGUUAAAUCCAGAAGAAGUUUGUGGGUUUCCACAAGCCAAUUGGCUAAUUGGGAAUCACAGUGAUGAACUUACACCUUGGUUGCCUAUACUGGCAUGUAAAAGUGGACCAUCAUGCAAGAUAUUUGUUUUACCAUGUUGUCCUUACAGUCUUUUUGGAAAAUUCAAUAUCCCGAAAAGUUCACUUUCAUUUUUACCUGACGACAUAAAUGUCAAACAGAUAACAGAAAAUAGUCGAUAUGGUACAUAUCUUAAUUAUAUACAACACAUUUUUGCCAUUUGCAGAUUUAUACCUGAAGUUGAUGCGCUCAGAAUACCAUCAACCAAACGUAUAUGUAUUGUUGGUCGAGAUAUAAUCGAUUCAAAGUGUUUUGAAAAUAAUGAGCACUCAAACCGUUUGUCUGCUGUUAAUAAAUACAUUGAAUACGAACGUGAUAUUACUUCAAAGCCUAACAAAACGUUUGUUGCACGUCCACCCACAGAGGUUCCCUGUAAUUGUACAAGAGUUUCGAAAUUUGUUCUUGACAAAAUAUCACAUACAGUUUUCAAAGCCUUAUUAAUCUGUAAACCAGAUAAAUAUCGUUUACAAUCCCAUAAUCUUAUGCUUUCUGAUGAUUUAAGAAUAAGAACUUUGGACAAUCGCUGGUGGAAUCCUGGUGGUACAUUAACUUUAUCAGAGUGCAGUGAACUUGUGUCACUAGAAGAUAUGAAAUUAUUAAAAUCUCAGCAUGGUGGUUUGCAAACUGUCUUGAGGAAUCACCAUCAGUGUUUUCGAACUAUCAAAAACACCGUUCAGUUACGUUGGUUACCAGAUAAGAUGGCGAAGCUUAAUGAUUCUGGAAUUCCGUUAUUCAAUAACAAAAAUGGGAAGAAUCGUAAAACAAAACUCUGCUGGAUGUCACUUAACCAUCCAGAUGGUUGUCCAUACACUUCUGAAUUGUGUGACUUUGCCCAUUGCGAAAAUGAACUCCUUAUAAAAAUCGGUUCCAUGAAACAAUAAACAACAAAGCAUUUUCAAUCAAAUAACGUCUUUGUUUUCUCUCCACAAUGUUUUCGUUACGCAAUGAACGUAGCUUAUGAACUGUGUACUGGCAAAGAUUUUGGUAUUCCAAACUUGUUUAGAACAUGAAACUGCACUAAGAACUAAUUUUAUUCUUGAUACUACUUAUAGAAUGAAUAUAAAAAAGCAACUCUAAAACUAUGUGCUAAGUUAUACAACCGACGAAGAUGAUCUCUUGAGAAAUCCAGAGAAGAAAGUAUAUGCUUCCCUGAUAAACCUUCUAACCACAUACUUGGAAGGGUUUGGUGAGUUUGAGGUAGUUGGGCAGUUGGAAUUAGACCAGAUACGGAAGGUUGGUAUGCAACAAUUGGACUACGAGGUCCCUCAUCGCUUUGGGUGGUAGCUGGGAUCGGUGUACCAGGUUCAUCUUGAGACUGAAGAACAAAUACAGAUGGAUAUACAUACGAAAAAGAUUAACAUAGUCCAACUUGUCAAUCAGUUCAUUUAUCCUGAAAAUUACAACAGUCUUAGUAAGUUGGUGGCUGGCGAAAUCUUGGCACCGAUCAAAAGUGUUAAUUCACUUACACCAACUUGCUUUGGAUGUAUAGAGAUGAGAAUAAUGGUGACAAAAUCAUUACCAAAUAAAGAUUCAUAGUCAGAAUGUCAAUAGCAAUCAUACACAUCCUAUUGAACAUUGACCUCUAUUUAACAGAACAAACAAUUAAAGGUGAACAUAUCAGAGGGUAUCAGUAAUAGCCUCUGGAUAAGUGUUUGAAUGUACUACAAAAACAUACUACUUGUUGUUAAUUACCAUCUUAUGUGAUUAAUAUAAAUGAGAUUUAUUAUCUUCACACUAUUUUCAUCAGGAAAACCAUAAUCACUUCUAUAACAAGAGGUUAUAUUACUUAUAGUGAACAGUUUAAGUCACUUUUUAGUGAACUAUUAACAUAAAAUCUAUGCUUAUCAGAAAAACGUUUUACAUGUAACAUUCUCAUCUUCAAAAACGCUAUCAAAUUGAUUUACAAAGAACUCAUAAACCUUUCAAAUCAGAAGAAACUAUCUUGUUAUGUCCCGAUAAGUAUAAUGAAUGGUAACUUUUGGGAUCCAUUUAUGGACAAAUACUAAACGUAUAUUUUUAUCGUAUAAUUGUUAAGUAACUAUACUAUGCAUAUUCAUAUUCUUCUUAUCAUAAGCUUUAUUUUGAACUAUG